Molecule: messenger RNA, 1392 nt
Organism: Coniophora puteana RWD-64-598 SS2
Lineage: Eukaryota; Fungi; Basidiomycota; Agaricomycetes; Boletales; Coniophoraceae
Exons: 8
Coding region: 1-1392 (463 amino acids)
Cellular component (GO): cytoplasm
Molecular function (GO): acid-amino acid ligase activity
Source: RefSeq, a predicted model, not a curated record
AUGUCGGGCUCGACGUCGGGCAAGGCGCCCAAGCUGAUACCCAUGUAUGGGUUCAGGAUGCGACUGGAGAUCCCCAGUAGCAAAGCGUGCAACCCGACAUUCACUGGUUACAUGAAGUUCGCCGAAGUUCGCAACGACGAUGAAAGUAUCAUGCGCAUUCCAAUCGCAGUUGCGAGCGGGUACUGGACUCGGGCGGCGUGUGGCUUCGAUGAUUUUGAGCGGGACAAGGAGAGGCUUGCGGAGAUGGUUCCUGGCACUGUCGCUCCGUUCGGAGCUGGACUUAUCGUCAACUAUCGCUCACUUCUACUCACGCACGCAGCAUUUGCUCUCGCCGAGCGCUCCGUCGAUGUGUUGUUUCUUACGUGGUCUACAACGGUAAUUGACUUCAUGCAGUGGGUCGACGAGGAAUGGGAGGCGCUCCUCGAAGGCAUCGAGAAGGGAAAGCUGCCUCAUUUUCCCGAAACGGAAGAGGUGCAUGCAGCAAUCGCUACCAAGUUUCAUGCAGAUCCCGAGCGAGCGGAAGAGCUACGCAAGAUCGGUCCUCCUUCAGGUGCCGCCAUUGGGUGGGCAAAAAAGACCUGGCCCAGCCUAAACUCGUUGUGGGUUAUCAGUACAGGUGCCUUUGAACGGCCCCUUCCCAAGGUUAGGGCAUUUGUGGGUUCAGAUGUAAGAAUUGCCACCCCAGGGUAUUUCUGCACGGAAAGCCCCAUCGCUGGCACGUUCGGCGACGAAGCUCCUUCGUUAUACAAGGUGUUAAACGAUAACUAUAUCGAACUGCUCGAGGUCCUCGGGGACGGCGAGGAUGGCGCAGUCAAGCAGCUUUGGGAAGUAGAGUACGGCAAGUUGUAUGAGCCUGUCUUCACGACGUAUGAUGGUCUGUGGAGGUACCGGAUCCAGGAUGCCGUACAAGUCGUCGGCUUCGACCCUGCCGAUGGUGCACCCGUUUUGAAAUAUAAAGAGCGUCGCAACCUGUCGAUAAUGAUACCUAACUGUACAUUAAUCACGUCGUCGGAUAUCACUGAGUCUAUUGCUGAUGUCGAAGGGCUCAGGCAUGCCGAGUUCACGACGUUCCUCGACGAUCGCGUGGUUCCGAGCACAGUGGGUUUCUUCAUAGAAACCACUCAAACAAUCGGCACUCUUUCAUCCUUGGAUCGAGACGUGAUUUGGGACGCAUUAGUUGAAACGAACGGGAACUUUGCCACCGGCGCUCAGAGGGGCUUUGCCAUCCGACCAACUAUUCGAAUUCUUGCUCCUGGAACUUUUGCUGAGUUCAGGCACUGGAGAGGGUCUCUCAACGAUUCUGGAAGCUCACAAAUCAAGGUCCCCCUCAUCACGCUCGAUCUACGGUCGCAGGAAUUCUUCCUCGGUAAGGUCAUUGAUGAGGUGCAUUAG